Molecule: messenger RNA, 297 nt
Organism: Ctenocephalides felis (cat flea)
Lineage: Eukaryota; Metazoa; Arthropoda; Insecta; Siphonaptera; Pulicidae
Source: RefSeq, a predicted model, not a curated record
ACAACAUGGCCGCUGGUAAAGCAAUCACAGAUACUUUAAUGUUCUUCAGUAGGUUGGCUUGGAAUUGUCGUAUAUCAUUACCUCUAUUUGUCAUGGUGUCUUUCAUGGCAUUGGAUUUCCGAAUGCAAAUUGAAAUAAAUGUUGAAACACAGAGAAUAAGGAGGGUGCAUUUGUUUGAUGAAGAAGAUGAUGACAAUGGUGACUAUUUUACAUCUAGUGAAGACGAGGAUGAUUGGGAUACAAUGUCUAGUGAUUCGCAAAUCACUGAUAUUAUAGUCCAAGAAACAUAAAAACCGA